AUGCGGAACACCAUGCGCGAAUGCGAAACACUGCCUCCACAAGCUACUCGAUCACGGUCCACUUCAUGCUAUCGCAAUGAACAAAAACGCGUGGACCUGCAGCCUUCUCUUCCUUCUUCGCAGACGCGAUCUCCUUCACGCAUUCACGGUGGAACAUGUGAGCUCGAAAAUGACAUAGCAAGCGCUCCCUACAAUGCAAUGAUCACGGCCGGAAAUCAAGCAUUUUUUAAGCAAGGUGCUGGAUGUGGUGCAUGGAAUCCAAUAACAGUAACCCUUACAGAUGAGUGCCCAGGAGUAUGCAAUAAUGAUCCGGUUCACUUUGAUAUAAGUGGAAUUACCUUUGAAAAAUUGGUAAAGUCUGGCAAAGCUUCACAAUUAUAUAAUGCAGGAAGAAUCUUGAUUUUUUACCGAAGGGUAGCAUGCAAUUACAACACAAAUAUCAUAUUUAUGGCGAAAAAAUGUUCCAAUCCUAAUUUCUUCGCAGUUACAUCUGAAGCAGUAGAUGGCGAUGGUGACCUUUCUUUAGUUGAAAUACAAACAAGCAAUUCGAGUUGGGUACCAAUGCAGCGAAUGAUUGGGGCAAUUUGGAGUGUUGGCAUACAACCAAACACACAGAAACCUCCUUUUUCGCUCAGACUUACUUCAAAAACAAAUCAGAGUGUCACUGCCCUAAAUGUUCCAAACGGUGCGUGCUCACAAAAACGUGAAGCUGGUCGCAGAAGCGACAUGGGGAAAGCUGGCUGGGGAGGCUUCGCAGAAGCUGUUCUACAGUCGCAGAAGCGCAAUCGUAAGUGCGACACUGGUCAUCGCAGAAGCGGCCACUAG
Nicotiana tabacum (common tobacco) is the source of this 825-nucleotide messenger RNA. The record is from RefSeq and is a predicted model, not a curated record. NCBI's taxonomy places the organism in Eukaryota, Viridiplantae, Streptophyta, Magnoliopsida, Solanales, Solanaceae.